Molecule: messenger RNA, 741 nt
Organism: Erigeron canadensis
Lineage: Eukaryota; Viridiplantae; Streptophyta; Magnoliopsida; Asterales; Asteraceae
Product: WUSCHEL-related homeobox 2-like
Exons: 2
Coding region: 1-741 (246 amino acids)
Biological process (GO): plant organ development
Molecular function (GO): DNA binding; DNA-binding transcription factor activity
Source: RefSeq, a predicted model, not a curated record
AUGGAAGCCAAUAAUGGCAAUGUAACAGCAACCACGGUGGCCGGAAAAGAAAGCGUCGGCGGAGCAGGAGUACCGUUCCGGUGGAACCCAACAAAAGAGCAAAUAAACAUGUUGGAAAAUUUGUAUAAACAAGGAGUAAGAACACCAAGUGCUGAACAGAUUCAAGAAAUUACAACAAGGUUACAAACUUUUGGACACAUUGAAGGCAAAAAUGUGUUUUAUUGGUUUCAAAAUCAUAAGGCAAGGCAAAGACAAAAGCAAAAACAAGACCAUCAUUUGUCGACUAAUUACUUUCAUCAAUAUUUGCAUCAACGACAACCCCCAACAACUAUCUUUCCCAUACCUCAUCAUCAUCAUCAUCCAAAUGUUUUAUAUGGUCCAUAUUGCUACAUGCCACAAAAUGACUUAGGGUUCUACACACACUACCCAAAGGUGCUACUACCAAAUACCACCACCAUCAAGAGAUCAAGAUCACACCGGAAUUCCAAACCUAAGCAGUCUGGCGGUGCUGGAGCCUUUAUCGGAGGUAAUAAUAAUCCGGUUAAGUCAAAGGUGGUCAACGAGAGAAAUUACACUACUCAUCAAGAAACUUUGGAUCUUUUUCCACUCCAUCCAACCGGUAUUUUGGAACAAAAAGAGGUGACUUCAAUUGAUAUCGAUGUUAGUCCUUGCUCUUUGACUUCAUCGAGCUCUAUCGGUCAUUCUCGAGACCAACUCUAUUUUAAUUUUUUCUCUAGCUAG